GGGACGCCUCCUCCCCCUCCACAUGAAACCCGAAGCAGAGGGGGGAGAGUCGGAAAAGGUGCGAGGUGGAGAAAGGUGGGAUUUUUCUUCCUUUUUCCUGCAAUUUUUUGUGCGCCAUAUUGUUUAUGUUUCCGUGAAUUUGGUUGAGAGCUCGACCCGAUCCCGCUCUGAAGCUUCGGGAAACGAGGGGAUCACGUGUGGCGUUUGAUCCGCUCCACGCGAACUCCUUCCCCAAUCCCUUCUCUUCCUCGUUUCUCGGUCUUCGUCUCUGCGAUCGCCUCCUCUUCGUUCCGAAUUCGAGUGGGUGGGAAUCUCGCCGUCGAGUUAAUCGGCCGUGAAUCUCCCUGAUUUCUGAGUCCUGAGUAUCGUUCUUCCGCUGAAUUGGUUUCUGGCGACGCGGGUUUCAGUUUGUGAAGGUUUUGAGGUCGGAUUGCCGUCGGACAUAGGUCACAUAUAGGUAUUAGGGUUUUGGAUCGUAACCGAGAAGGUGAGGUGUCUGGGUGAUGAGAGAUUGAUAUGGAAUACAAGAAAAACCGUUUACAUCGCCGGGCGGUGAUGUAGAGUAUCAAAUCCAAAUCUUUGCUUCGUGGUUCUGAAUUCGUCGCAAGUUAGGUAGAGCUUCUUGAAAGGGUGGGUGUUUUUGUUCCUUUUAAAAAGGGUGGCGUUCUCUUGAUUAUUAAUUCGGUGGCUGGGUUCAAUCUGUCGGAUUGACUUGUAUGAGCUAAAGCUGAACUUUUGGAUUGAAAUCUGAACAAGAGCUAGUUUGUUGGAGAAACUUUUCAAUCAUUUUCGGAUAGCAGCAAAUGAACAAAUCAGAAUGAGGGUCUUGCCAGGACCCAUCGUCUAUGGAAACCACUGACAAGAGGUUCCCUGAUUUAGUCACCAUAUUGAAAUCCUGGAUUCCUUGGAGGGCUGAACCGACUUCUGUUUCGAGGGACUUUUGGAUGCCCGAUGAUAGUUGCAUGGUUUGUUAUGAAUGUGACUCCCAGUUUACGAUCUUCAAUCGCAGACACCAUUGCCGUAAAUGUGGAAGGGUUUUCUGUGCUAAAUGCACCUCGAAUUUUGUCCCUGUUAAUUCCUAUGUCACUGAGAAUUUCAGAGAGGAAGAGCUGAUUCGUGUGUGCACUUUUUGCUUCAAGCAGUGGGAGGAUGUAACAGCCUCAAGGGAUGAAGGUCAACCAUCAGGCCCAAAACUUAGUCCUUCUCUUUCCACUACAAGUUUGGCUAGUACCAAGUCAAGUGUUACUGGUAAUAGCAUUACGUCAACAGCAGUUUCAUGCACAUGUUCAAGUGGAGCUUACCAGCAAGCCUCUUAUGGUCCUGCCCACAGUCCCAGUCAGUCUGUUCACUUGGAGACCUGCCAUGACAAGGAAGACAUGCUGAUAGCAGAAACUAACAUGGAUUCUUUGGCGGAUAAAGGCGAUCGUUCUCCGACUCACUUUAGGUUUUGUUUGAACAGGAGUGAUGAUGAUGAUGAUGAUGACGACUAUGGAGCAUGUCAAUGGGACUCAGAAGAACAAAGGUUACGCAACUCUGAUGAAUUUUAUGACCCAGUUGACUUUGAUGAAUCUGAGCAGAGUUAUGGAUCAAGUAAAAUGCUUUCUGCUGAAGGAACUAUUGGCACUGAAGAUAUUUGUUCUCCAGUUCCUGAAAACUCUGAAUUCCAUGUUUCUUUAGGUGUUGGAAAUGUGGAAGAACAAGGUAUUGUUAAUAAUGUUGAAUGUAAUGCUUCUUCUGCCAUAUAUGGUGUGGAUAGCACUGAUGCAGAGACUAUGGACUUUGAGAACAAUCAGCAACUUUGGCUCCCUCCUGAGCCUGAAGAUGAAGAAGAUGAGAAAGAAGCUGUUAUGUUUGAAGAUGAUGAGGAGGAUGCCACAGGAGAGUGGCAUUAUCUGCGUUCAUCAAAUAGCUUUGGAAGUCGUGAGCAUCGAAGCAGAGAUCGAUCAAGUGAGGAACACAAGAAAGCCAUGAAAAGUGUUGUUGAUGGGCAUUUUAGGGCUUUAGUAGCUCAACUUCUUCAAGUAGAAAAUAUAUCUAUCUGUGAAGAAGAUGGUAAAGAGAAUUGGCUAGAUAUCAUAACAUCCUUGUCAUGGGAAGCAGCAACCCUUCUAAAACCGGACACUAGCAGUGGUGGAGGCAUGGACCCUGGGUUGUAUGUGAAGGUCAAGUGCCUAGCUUGUGGGCGUCGCAGUGAUAGCAUGGUGGUGAAAGGAGUUGUGUGCAAGAAGAAUGUGGCUCACCGCCGUAUGUUGUCAAAGAUUGAGAAACCCCGAUUCCUUCUCCUUGGUGGAGCUCUUGAAUAUCAGCGUGUGACAAAUUUGCUCUCAAGUUUUGAUACAUUGUUGCAGCAGGAAAUGGAUCAUUUGAAGAUGGCAGUUGCAAAGAUAGAUGCUCACCAUCCCAAUGUUCUUUUGGUAGAGAAAUCAGUUUCUCGUUUUGCUCAAGAUUAUCUUCUUGCUAAAAACAUUUCACUUGUUUUGAAUAUCAAAAGGCCACUCUUGGAGCGUAUAGCACGCUGUACUGGUGCUCAGAUAGUCCCUUCAAUUGACCAUCUUUCAUCUCCCAAGCUGGGGCAUUGUGACUCAUUUCAUGUGGACAAGUUUCUUGAAGAGCAUGGCAGUGCUGGACAAGGGGGAAAGAAACUCCUAAAGACAUUGAUGUUUUUUCAGGGAUGCCCAAAGCCCUUGGGUUGUACGAUUCUGCUCAAGGGUUCUAAUGGUGAUGAACUGAAGAAAGUCAAACAUGUUGUCCAAUAUGGAGUGUUUGCAGCAUAUCAUUUGGCAUUGGAAACAUGUUUUCUUGCAGAUGAAGGGGCUUCUCUCCCAGAACUUCUGUUGAAAUCUCCAAUCACUGUAGCACUGCCAGAGAAACCGUCGACUGUCAAUAGAUCUAUAUCCAUGAUCCCUGGUUAUACAAGCUCUUCUGCUGAAAAGUCGCAAUCUAAUAAAUCAGAUCCCAACUUAGGAUUUGACAACUCUCGAGAGUCUGGACUAGUAGAAUUACCAUUUUCUUCUGAGAAUCAUACUUCCCAUUGCUUCAGAUCUGCUUCUAUCUCUGUUGCUGGAUCUUUCAAUAUGCAUGAUCUGCCUGUUGAUAGAGGUAACCAAAUCAAUCAUUUUGAUGAACAGCAAAGUUUGGAUCCUUUCAUUUCUUUGUCUCACUCAGGAACAGUUCCAAGCUCUUUCUUUGGUGAUUCUUCAUGUUACACUAGAGAAGAGAUUAAAUCAAGAUUUUUGAAGGAGGAUGAGACCAAAUUCACUAAAAAUGGUAAUGAAACAAUUCUCCAUUGUCCAGUCCCAACAUCCAGCUGUCAUGGCGAUCUAGAAACUCUUGAGAGUGGUAGAAGAGUGGGUUGUGAUGUGCAAACAGAUGAAACCAAAAUGAUAAAAAUGCAACAUGGUUUCUCACAUUUAGGGACCUCAAAUCAAGAUAAUCCAAGGAACGAGCACAUGUUUUCAAAGGAAGAAUUCUCACCAUCUCCUUCUGAUCAUCAGAGCAUUCUGGUUUCUCUAUCUUCGCGCUGUGUGUGGAAGGGGACUGUUUGCGAGCGUGCACAUCUAUUCCGCAUUAAAUAUUAUGGCAGCUUUGACAAGCCUCUGGGGAGAUACUUACGUGACCAUUUGUUUGAUCAGGUUUUUAGCUAUCGGUGUCGGUCCUGUGAGAUGCCAUCAGAAGCUCACAUUUAUUGUUAUACUCAUCUCCAAGGCAGUCUGACAAUAUCUGUGAGGAAGCUGCAGGAGUUUCAUUUGACUGGAGAACGCGAUGGCAAGAUAUGGAUGUGGCACAGGUGCCUACGCUGUCCUCGAGUCAAUGGGCUACCUCCCCCGACUCGGAGAAUUGUAAUGUCUGAUGCUGCCUGGGGUUUGUCGUUUGGUAAAUUUUUGGAGCUUAGCUUUUCAAAUCAUGCUGCUGCGAGUAGAGUAGCCAGCUGUGGUCAUUCUCUUCACAGGGAUUGUCUACGUUUUUAUGGAUCCGGCGAAAUGGUUGCAUGUUUCAAGUAUGCGUCGAUUAAUGUACACUCUGUCUACCUGCCACCCUCAAAACUGGAUUUCAACUGUCAGCAUCAGGAGUGGGUACAAGAAGAAGCAACUAAGGUAUUUAAGACUACAAAUGAUCUCUUCACUGCAGUAUACAAUUCAUUGCGACAAGUUGAAGAAAAAAUAUCAAAAACUGUUUCUCAUGAUGGUAACACUGAAGUACUUGAAUCAAGAAGAAACAUAAUUGAACUUGAAGCCAUUCUUCAGAAAGAGCAGGCAGAGUUUGAGGAAUCUAAACAGAAAGUAACUAGAAAGGACUCAAGGAAGGGGCAGCCAUUUAUUGAUAUUCUUGAUGUCAAUAAGCUACAAAAGCAAUUGCUGUUGAAGUCCUAUGUAUGGGAUAAAUGUCUAAAAUUUGCUGCAGGUUCACUUAGCAACCCUCAUGAAUUUCUCAUGACCAGAAAUAAUGAGGAUCUCGGACUUAGGGCACAAAGAAGCUUCAUAAGUUUUGAUGCUUCUGUUUCUACUGCUGCUGAAUCCCUUAAUGGGACCAGAACUAAAGAUGGAUAUGACCAAUAUAAACAACCUGCUUCAGAUCAGCAAAAUGUAGAUCAACAACAUGUCAAGAAAACCGAACUUCUGUCUACCAGCACAAAUGCUAGUGAUCAAUCUGAUUCUUUAGAAUCUGAUCUUGGUGUCCAUAAGGUUCUCUCUGAUGGGCAUUUCCCAAAUAUGGCUGAUCUUUCAGACACCUUGGAUGCAAAAUGGAGAGGUGAAAAUGGUCCUACACUGGUAGAUGCAAGCAAAUCAAAAUCAUUAACCUUGGUUGAAGCCACGCCUGCAAUUUCAGCUUCCGAGAAUUCUGAGGAAAGCAUUAUCACUGAUCCGAACAACCUUUGUGCCCCUAUGAUGCCACCUAGAUCAGUAGAGUGUGCAGAAGUAUCAAUUUUGAUUAAAUCAUUAUUUUCUGACCUGUAUGCUUCUCUUAACAAGAAUUGUGAUAGUGCCCUAAUUGAGUACCAUCCUGAAUAUAUUUCUUUGUUUAAGGAGUUCAUGCAGCAGGGCUGGGCAAGGCUGCUUCCCACUGGGGUGGAUGAUACUGUCAUCCCAAUUUAUGACGAUGAACCGACCAGUGCCAUAUCUUAUGCUCUUGUUUGUCCCGAGUAUCACUUUCAGAUAUCUGAUGAGCCUGAGAAGUACAGAGAUGGCAGGGAAUCCUCAAUUUCCUUUUUGACUCAAGAUUCUGGAAACCCUCAUCUAUUUCAAUCAGUUGAGGACAUUACACUUGAAAGCUUUAGAAGUUUUGGAUCAUUUGAUGAUAGCACCUCAUCCAUCUAUGGUAGCAAGAGCUCCCUGAUAUUAGAUCCACUUGCAUCUUCUAAAUCAGUGCAUGUUAGAGUUUCUUUUGCUGUCAAUGGGCCUCAUGGGAAAGUUAGAUAUACUGUAACAUGUUACUAUGCAAAAUGUUUUGAUUCUUUAAGGAGAACUUGCUGUCCGUCUGAACUUGAUUUUAUAAGGUCUCUCAGUCGAUGUAAGAAAUGGGGAGCACAGGGUGGGAAGAGCAAUGUCUUCUUUGCUAAGUCACUGGAUGAUAGGUUCAUUAUAAAGCAAGUUACCAAGACAGAGUUAGAAUCAUUUAUCAAAUUCGCCCCUGAGUAUUUUAAAUAUCUAUCAGAUUCAAUAAGUACGGGGAGCCCAACAUGCCUGGCAAAGAUUCUGGGCAUCUACCAGGUUGCAGUUAAAAAUCUGAAGGGUGGAAAAGAGUCAAGGAUGGAUGUACUAGUAAUGGAGAACCUUUUAUUUGGACGUAAUGUGAAAUGGUUAUAUGAUCUCAAAGGCUCUUCAAGGUCACGGUACAAUGCAGAUUUAAGUGGUAACAAUAAAGUACUUCUUGAUCAAAAUUUGAUUGAGGCAAUGCCUACUUCUCCAAUUUUUGUUGGAAACAAGGCAAAGAGACUUCUGGAAAGGGCUGUAUGGAACGACACUGCGUUUCUUGCGUCCAUCGAUGUGAUGGAUUACUCUUUACUGGUGGGCGUGGAUGAGAACAAGAAUGAGCUGGUUGUUGGGAUCAUUGAUUUCAUGAGGCAGUAUACAUGGGACAAGCACCUGGAGACAUGGGUAAAAGCUUCGGGAAUAUUAGGGGGGCCAAAAGAUGCAUCUCCGACUGUGAUUUCACCCAAGCAAUACAAAAAGCGUUUCCGAAAAGCAAUGUCGGCGUAUUUCCUUGUGGUUCCGGACCAAUGGUCACCUCCUAUGAUCAUCCCUAGCAAGUCGCAGGCUGAUCUUUUCCAAGAUAAUCUGCUAGGUGCAUCGCAAAAUUCAUGACAUGCUGUUCCUGUAAAUGCUAUGCUGUAUAAUGGGUGAUUCCCCACAUUUUUUGGGUUUACAUCAGUCCUCUCCUAUAUCUUAUUAGUAUUUCUAGACCACAACCUCAAUUCGUUGUUUUGCUUACAUGUUAUUUAUUUGUAAAAAGAUGUGAAACAAGGUGUCAUAUGCCCUAAACUUUAUUGUAUCAAAUAGUAUCAUUCCCUCUUAGCAAUGACAUGUACAUUUUGUUUA
Messenger RNA from Musa acuminata AAA Group (dessert banana), 6536 nucleotides. Its product is annotated as 1-phosphatidylinositol-3-phosphate 5-kinase FAB1B-like. The transcript has 12 exons. Gene Ontology annotation, molecular function: 1-phosphatidylinositol-3-phosphate 5-kinase activity; ATP binding; metal ion binding. The record is from RefSeq and is a predicted model, not a curated record. The coding region runs from base 846 to 6302 and encodes 1818 amino acids. Gene Ontology annotation, cellular component: endosome membrane. Gene Ontology annotation, biological process: phosphatidylinositol phosphate biosynthetic process. Lineage: Eukaryota; Viridiplantae; Streptophyta; Magnoliopsida; Zingiberales; Musaceae.